GUGGAAAGGAGUGAUCUUGCUCCGGGCCAUGGCAAUGGCGGUCUUGCGAGCUUUCUGGAACAGCCCUGUUGGCCCCAAAACAACUCAUUUCUGGGGGCCAGUCGCCAAUGGGGGUUUUGUCGUUGCUAGAUCAGAUGUGAAACUGCAAUUUGCUCAAAGAGAAAGGAAGGAACAGUUCUGACUGUUGUUGUCCUAAAGGUUUCCAGAUGACAACAAACACAUGGCAAUGGCUGACGUGAAAAAACCUGCUGAAACCAUUUCUGGGAACAUGACCACAGCCAUGUGUCUGUACUCGGGAGCUCUCAUGAGGUUUGCAUGGAUGGUGCAGCCACGCAACUAUCUGCUGCUUGCAUGCCAUGCUUCCAAUGAAGUGGUUCAGCUUUACCAGCUAUCCCGCUGGGUAAAUGCUCGAGGAUACCUGAAGAACAGAGAUCCAGCUGAAGAGCAGUAACUCUAAGAUCCCCAAAGCAUCUUUUCAAUGAAAUAAAACUGGUUCAGAAAUUAUUAUAUUUUGCUGGAUCCAUUACAGAUACCAUAUACUGUUAAAUUUGGUUGUGAGUGAAGUGAUUAUGCUUAAUGCAUUUGUUCA
Molecule: messenger RNA, 589 nt
Organism: Musa acuminata AAA Group (dessert banana)
Lineage: Eukaryota; Viridiplantae; Streptophyta; Magnoliopsida; Zingiberales; Musaceae
Product: mitochondrial pyruvate carrier 1-like
Exons: 5
Coding region: 221-451 (76 amino acids)
Biological process (GO): pyruvate import into mitochondria
Cellular component (GO): mitochondrial inner membrane
Source: RefSeq, a predicted model, not a curated record